CUUCAACUGGCAACAGCGCAAUAUGUUGCACCUGCGCUUAAGUUUCUCUGUGAACGUCGACAGCGUUGUCUCGGAUGUUAUGUGCUUUUUAUGGACGAAGAAUGUCGAGUUACACUAGACAAAGCCAUGCCACAGAAAAUGUCUUCUCAGGCUCUUCUGACGAUGAUACUGGCUACGUUAGCAAAAAGGGAUCGAGCAGCCCGACCAGCGAAUUCGAUGAGUCGAUUCAAGCGAUGUGUGAUAUUUACGGACAGACACCUCCGAGGACCCGACUGAAUCGUAAGAAGAGAUACAUGAAACAGAAACUUAAUGGGGGGGAUUUUAAGAUCGUAGAGAAAGAAACGCCGUCAAAAAUAACGUUUCGUAGGCGAAACACGUUAGACAAUAUAAUUUUCAACGAAAUGUGCGACAAAGCGGAUCGAGAUGGCGAGGACGAGGCGAAUCUUGACACAUCCAAAGAUGGGAAUCGGAAGUGUAAAAGAAGUUUGAAAUUACUGCGCGGCAACGAGAGGGAUUUAAAGUUAGAUAUAGAGGCAGCCUACAAUUAUGCUGAGAAAUCGGAUCAUUACCAAGCGUCUACGCCAAAUCAUAUGAAGGUUGAAACUAGAAAUAGAUUCCGGUGUCUACGGUCAAAGCCCGUCGAUGUAGAGGAGAAGAAGGUUCAACCCGAAGUCAUCGAGCAACGUACAAUCUUAGGCAAUUCGGAACCAGUCGUACAGUCGCCAAAGACGUUGAGUUUCAAAGAACGAGAAAUAUUUCAUGAUACAUUUUCUUUCCUUAUAAAAUUGGGAAGCACAGAGCGCAAUUGUCGUCGUCAGAUGAGUCAUGAAGAGACUAGGUGGCAAAAUGAAUUGAAGGAUUUAAUAUGGUUGGAAUUACAGGCUCACCACGCUGACCGGAGUCCAAUGGCACAGGAUGAGUACUUAUGUAGGCAACGUGAUGCUGUGGAAGGUUUACUUACAGAAAUAAUGGAAUAUAGAUACAAUCCCACUGUUAAUACAAGAGAUAAUAACGGGCCUUGGAUCAAUGUCAGUAAUAUGUGUAUAGACCGAGUAAUGAAUCCUGGGUCUAGCCCAAACGUAGAAUUAAGUACCUGUCCAGGAUGUCUUUCAAUGUAUUGUAGACCCUGUGCUAGAGCACAAGGAGAAGCUUUACAACAAAUAGAAGGUCUGCUGGCUAGACUAGAUGCAGCUGAAGCUCUUUAUCCAUCUUCUCAGGCACUGGGUGCACACUAUCCCUUAUAUAAAAGUGCAGAAUUCACUGGUAGAGUGAAAGCAAUGUGUCUUUGGUACAAUAUGACCAAACAUCAUCGACUUAAGUUACAAAUAUUGGGAAAAUUAUUAAUGAUGUCACAUACGAAAAAAAAAUUGGACGAUACUGUGGAUUCUGGGAUUAGUUCAAGAUCAUCAGAUACAACUGAUUCUUCAGAACAACGACACACGUCGGUGAGGUUUGAUAUAUCUAAUCCACAAGAAGAAAGUUCGAGCCCUUCUGAUAGUAACAACAGCAACAAUUCCUCUGCUGGGAUAUCUGUUGGGCACUCAUGGCCUUCUACUCCCGAAACUUCUUUUACGUGUAUUGAUGAUGAGAAGACUGACAGACUCGAUUUUUAUUUAGUUGAAUUCGAUCGUCAAGCUUACAGAAAAUAUAUUGAAGAUGUAUUGAAAACUAGAGGUCUUGGGAAAAGUCUGAAUUUUCUCGAGAGAUUGCAUACAUCUAUUUUGAGAAAAGCAAGACUGACGUUAGAAAAAUGUGAUAUAAGUGAAAGUGAUUCAAGUGAUUUAAACGAAGAAUAUGAAGGUGACAAACAAUUGCGUAGAUACGGUGUAUGGAGUUCCGAGGCUAAAGAAUUGAAUCUUCCGUCGUACAGAGCUGCCUUCGUGUUCCUUUCUCGAGUACCUUUGGAUGUUGUUCAUGAAUUUCUGAGAAUGAGGUUGGAACAAAAGCCAGAACAACCUAGUCCGUUAUCUGUUAGACAACUUAUGCGUGAACUUAGGGAAGGCCUUAGAAUAGCGUGUAUUCAUCGUGACAGAUUUGUCGCGCAUUCUAGUGGAGCAGUUGCCGAUGAUAUUAGUAUCUACAAAGAUUUGUUUCAAGAGGAUGUGAAAGAUUUUGACGAAAGUUUGAAAGCCGUUUUUGAAGUAUACCUUGAUUAUCUACAACAGUGGGUGGAUAUGGUGCAACAUGAUAGCUUCCAUAAGAAUUUAAUAAUGGAUGAAUGGAUAUUUGUAAAAUCAAUUGCAGGAAAUAUAUUAGAUGGUUACGAAAUUGCUGGUGUGAAGUUUUGUGAAAUUGCAAAAACAAUGAUUAAACAACUUAAAGAAUUCCUUAAUGAGAGACCUCGAGAAAUUAAAGAAACCACGGAGGAUUGGAGUGAUGAGGACUGGACAAAUAAAUUUCAACUAAUGUACGUUGGGCGAGAAUGGCAAGGGAUGUUUGUAGAAGCUCGAGAGAAAGUUGUAAAGAGUGUCUCCUUGGCUAGAUGUCUGCAGCGUGACAUCGAGAAGUGGCCAGUUUUCAAUGAAAAGUUAGAGGAAUCGCUAGCGACUUUAAAGGAAACAGUUAUGGGUCUCCGGUAUCAGAUAACAAAUGUUAUUGAAAAUUUUCAACGUGACCUUGAGCAAGCAGAAGAACCGCAUGCUGAAAGCGAACGAUCUGCCAUGCGAUCGAGAAUAAGAGAAAUACUUCAUCAGGCUUAUCGGAUGGGUUUCGACUACCACAAAGAGACUUGCAAAUUAUUUACAGUAGGGGAAAAAGCUGCACUGGCACGGGGAUUAGUUGCUUUUGCUCUUUUGUGGAUGGAAUUCGUUAGAACUAGAUGUGAACGAGGAAGAGGUUUAAGACCUAGGUGGGCAAACCAAGGUUUAGAAUUUUUAAUUACAGUGUGUGAACCGCAUAAUACAAAACACUUAACCGAUGAGGAAUUUGAAGAGUUAAAAACAUCUAUGGAUCGUUGUAUAUCCCAUGUUGUUGGAAGUGCCAAUACUGCUAUGAAUACAGAAACAGAAAAUAUAAGAAGAUUAUCCCGUUCGAGAGCUUCAUCGCCUUGUACUGCAAGAAGUAGAACUGCGAGUUUGAGUCUUUCUCAGAAGCCAAGAGAAAUUCUCAAGUCCCCCGAUACCACGUUGAAUCCUAAAAAGGCACCUUCACCAACCGCAGUUGAUGGAAACAUAACUAUGAUUUUGAAUGCAUCCAAUCGUAGUGUGUCAAGACAAGAGAGAGUUGUUCGUGCCAUAAAAAAGGUGGAGUUUGAUAUUGACGAAAGACUAAGAAGUCGUGAACUUAUUGGACAAGUUACAGAUAGGAAAGCUGUUGACAGAGUUCGUGUCAAAGCAAGACGCGUCACUUUUACUUGGCAAAGGGGUAUUAAAAUAGGACAAGGAAGGUUUGGUAAAGUAUAUACAGUGGUUAAUAACCAAACUGGUGAACUGUUAGCUAUGAAAGAAGUUCAGUUGCAACCUGGAGAUCACAGAGCAAUUAGGCGAGUUGCUGAGGAAUUACAAAUAUUUGAAGGAAUUCAGCACCAACAUUUAGUUAGAUACUAUGGUUUAGAAAUUCAUCGGGAAGAAAUGUUAAUUUUCAUGGAAUUUUGUGCUGAAGGAACCUUAGAAAGUUUAAUAGCUGGUAGUGGGACUGGUUUACCGGAGUCACUAGCUAGAAAAUAUACUCAUCAGCUUCUUUCGGCAGUAGCAGUUCUCCAUUUUCAUGGAAUAGUACAUCGCGAUAUUAAAACUGCAAAUAUAUUUUUAACGGAUGAGGGUAAUUGUUUGAAACUUGGAGAUUUUGGUAGUGCUGUGCAAAUUAAGGCACAUACCACUAUGCCUGGUGAAUUACAAGGUUUUGUUGGUACUCAGGCUUAUAUGGCACCGGAAGUGUUCAUGAAAACGGAAACUGGUGGUCAUGGUAGAGCUGCUGACAUUUGGUCAGUUGGUUGUUGCAUAAUAGAAAUGUCUAGUGGACGAAGGCCAUGGUCAGAAUAUGAUUCUAAUUAUCAAAUCAUGUUUAAGGUGGGAAUGGGUGAGACACCAUCGUUACCAAAAAAUUUGUCUGUUGAAGGGGUUGAUUUAAUAAAAAAGUGCUUGCAACAUGAUCCCAAGAAAAGAUUAACUGCGAAUGCCUUACUCGCACUACCGUUUGCUCAAGCAUAUGAGGACGUCAAUGCUGAUUUAACGAUGCCGCGACAUCAAGCCUAAUAUACCAAUUCAAUUGUAGAAUCUUUCGGUUUGAAAGAAUGGAGAAUCUUGUAUCAUCACCUGCAUCAGGUUAAAUUUAUUGUUGGUUAGUUGAACAUAAAAAAUACUUUUAGAACACCAAUGUUUUUACUUAUUUCAAAAAUUCUUUCGUGAAACUUCGAUAAAUUUCGAGUUCCUAAUAAAAUCAUGUCGAAAUUAUAUAUGAAUUAGAUCUUCAAAUUAAUAAAUAAACAAUAUUGGUUACUCAGUAUUAAGGCAUAAAAGACAUUUUUUUAGUAUAACAUUCCAAUUACAGAAAUAGGUACUUUCACUGUACAUUAACAAAUGUAUCUUAAAUUAUUUUUUGUAAGAUUUAAGGUGUAUUAUUAUUUUCUUU
Nomia melanderi (Alkali bee) is the source of this 4569-nucleotide messenger RNA. It is a transcript of the gene Mekk1, whose product is annotated as mitogen-activated protein kinase kinase kinase 4. Gene Ontology annotation, biological process: protein phosphorylation; MAPK cascade. Gene Ontology annotation, molecular function: protein kinase activity; ATP binding. The record is from RefSeq and is a predicted model, not a curated record. Lineage: Eukaryota; Metazoa; Arthropoda; Insecta; Hymenoptera; Halictidae.